This is a messenger RNA of Magallana angulata, 5433 nucleotides long. RefSeq names its product helicase with zinc finger domain 2-like. The transcript has 10 exons. The record is from RefSeq and is a predicted model, not a curated record. The coding region runs from base 109 to 5433 and encodes 1774 amino acids. NCBI's taxonomy places the organism in Eukaryota, Metazoa, Mollusca, Bivalvia, Ostreida, Ostreidae. Gene Ontology annotation, molecular function: RNA binding; 5'-3' DNA helicase activity; RNA nuclease activity.
AUGCCUUUAAAAAAAAGACCACUUGUCUAGAAGCCAUUGAGCUGAUAUCGACAAAUUCGCCGUACCGGGAAAGUGAAACUAUAAUACGUGAGCAGUAUACGUGACAACAUGCCGGGUAAAAGAAAGAAAGGCUUUAAGAGCAACUAUAGGAAAGGCAGCAGCUCAAUACUUACAUCUAUAUAUAGACAAAGAACACCCGGGCAAACCCGACCCCAACCACUCUCCCAGUGUGGCACUCGGUCGGGGUCAAUGUAUUUUAACACAGCGUACGCUUUUGAUGAUUCGAAUAGCGAUGCAACCGAUACAGAUGCUGAAUCUGAAACUGAUUUUGUGUAUCGUAAACCACUGGAAUUUGAAUUGGCUGAACAGGCAGAGGAAAACUUUGAAGAAUUGGAUGGCAAAUUUUCGUCAACAAGAUAUGAACAAAGUCGUGUCUUUUAUGACAAUGACGAAAAUGAGUACUCUAGAGUUUUGCAAGAAGACAACAUGCAGUAUGGUUUGGAGCUUUCAAAUGUAGACGAAUAUCAAGACAGAAAAGAAAAGGAACCUUUCUAUGAGAGAAUGCUUUCAAAGGAAAUAUUGGAUGACACAUUGAAAAAGGAUCCACAUCGUUUUAAAAGAUGUAAAUUCACUAUCCGAAAUGCUCAUGAGUCCACCUGUAAAGUUUUGGAUUUACCAGACAUCGAUGGGCUGGAUGAAAUCCAGAUAUCGGGAAGAUCGAAAGCAGGGAGAACGUUUGAUGGGGACAUAGUGUUGGUCGAAGUUUACAAUCGUAAAAAAUACACUUCACAGUGUUUGGGUCGUAACAAAAGAGAAGUUAAGAGAAACAAUAAAUUACACAAAGUAUAUGGCAAAGUAGUUGGUAUAUUUGAAAGAAAUAUCGCCGAAAACAUCAAACAUCCCGUAUUUAUGUGUGUGCUUGAUGACACUUCCAACUUUCUAGUGCGACCCGUGUGUAAAACUGUUCCAAAGCUUAACAUCAUCCACGAUUUCAAAUAUCCAUACCACAUUCUCGUACACAAGUACGAUCCAAACUCGACCCGUCUCAAUUCCCAUUAUCGAUUUCAGAUUGACCCAAAAGUCAUUAAAAGCUUCACGUUUCAAGUUGUGUUUAUCAGAUGGACCGAGUUUUACCCUUAUCCUUUAACAGCGGUCAUUAAGGUUAUCAAAACGGAGGAGAUUCCUUCGUCGGCGUUACGAAACCUUCGCCUUCAACAUCAUGUUCCAAAAUAUUAUCGUAAGAACACCGUCAUCGAAACUGAAAGAACUGUAAAAAGAUUAAACCUAGCUGAAGUAGAAAAUGGAAAAGACAGGGAAGACCUAACUGGUUUAAAAGUUUUUACAAUUGAUUCAGUAGAUUCUAAAGAUCUUGAUGAUGCACUGAGCAUCGAAACAAUUGAUGAGGAACAUUAUCGAAUUGGGGUCCACAUUGCUGACGUUGGAGCUGUCAUUCUAAAGAAUGAUUCGAUUGAUUUGGAGGCUCAGGAAAGAACGUGUACUAUUUAUCCAGGACAAGGAAUAAAACCUUACCAUAUGUUACCGGAACCAUUUAGCACAGACAUAUGUAGUCUGAUCCCUGACGUAGCUAGACCAGCAAUUACAGUUCUAUUUACAAUAGACGAUGAAUUAAAGAUAGAUGAUAUAAAAGUAAAGAAAACUACCAUCAAAUCGGUUAAACGGUUUACCUAUGAAGAAGUUCAGAAAAUUAUCGACGAUGAUACCUCAGUCGGGGAGCUUAGUGAACGCAUCUUGCUUUUGUUUAAAUUUGCAAAAUCUUUGCGAAGAAAGCGCUUGAAAGAUGCUAUGUUUGCUUUUCCCGUAGAAACAAAGCUAAACGAUCCAACUAAUUCUGUACUGAGUUCAAGAGAAGCCCAUUAUCUUGUUGAAGAAUUUAUGAUCAUAGCAAACAGAUGUGUUGCACAGUAUUUGAGUAGAGUCUUUCCGGACGUUAUACCUUUAUGUUGCCAGGAAGCUCCAUCAGAAGAAAUGGUGAAUGGGUGGAUUGAACAAAAUAGUCCAAUUCUCAACAUGGUGCUUAGUCUGCAAGAUGUCAAGCUGACGAACGAGUACAAAAUAGGACUUAACCAAAUUCAAAACCAAAUCAAAUUUGAGGACGUCAUGCCUUUCCAAAAAUGGGUUUGGGAAAGUCUUUCGGAAAGUACAAAAGAAAAUGACAUGAAAACAGCAGCCAGAAUGAUUGGUACUGACGAACUUCAUCCAUUGCAGUGCUUGGCAUUAGAAGAAUGGACAUCCUUCCAGGAAACAACUGUUUACAAAUGUUCUGGCAAAUGCAAAAGAGAGGAGAUGAUUCAUUUUUCUUUGGAUAUGGACUUGUAUGUUCAUUUUACAUCACCAAUCAGAAGAUAUCCUGAUUUAAUUAUAAAUCGAUUAAUUCAUGCAGCUUUGGAAAGCAAACAAUGUCCAUAUCUACUAGAAGAAGUUCAUGAUCUUUGUGAAAGAUUUAAUAGUACUAUCCUUAGGGCAAACAAUUUUAAGAAGCAAUGUCAAUUAAUGAAAUGGGGAUUUCAGCUGAAAAAGACCCCACACAUAGUGCAUGGCUUUGUGAAAGAAUUUACGGAGAAAUCUGUUUCAAUCAUCAUUCCUGGAUUAGGGAAUUUACCAAUGUACUGCAAAGAUAUUCCGCUCAACCUUCUACAUUUAUCAGAAAAACCAACAAUUUCUAACAUAUUAGAAGAUGAAGAGGAACUAAUGAUAUUAAAAUGGUCUCAAAGGUUGUACGAUGUUACUAGAAAACCAGUCACAAGUGCUGUGCUGUCAGAACCGAUCGACAGAGAAGCAGUUUGCAAACAAAUUAAUCCUCAUACCAAAGCAAGAUUUGUUAUGCAAGAAACGUGGAAAACAAUUCUGAACAUGAUUGUUGAGGAAAAUAUAACUGGUCUAAAACAUUUUUUUGCUGAGACACAUAUUGAUGAUAAUUUUGGAUUAGAUGAAGACAAAUAUGAUUUUGUCGAUGCUUGUAAAAACACUGUUCUUGAUCACUCAUCCGAGGUAGAUAAUGGAAAUAUCAUCAAACAAGGAUGCGAAUACAGUCUGUCAUUUUCUCGCGGUCAAAUCGUAACCGUUCAACUAUCAGCAGAACCUGAAAAGGCGAUUUUAUCCCCCUCCAUGCAACUUUUUGAUAUGACUAGAAGUAUAAAGCACUGUCUUCAGCAUACGCGUGACCCAAUCAAAUUUCUUUCAGAUUAUUCUUUUUUGAAACCAUGGAAGAUAUAUUAUUCGCCAUCAAUAUAUUUGUCUAUAUGGUUGCCAUUGUAUGAAAUGGAAGCUGUUACUUCUGCAGUGGAUGAGGAUUCGAUUACAAUCAACAAUGUAUCGGUUGAAUUCAAGGACAAACGCCAUGGACACUUUUACUUAUCCCGGAGGUUCUGUGACCAAAGGGAUAUAGACUUUAGUACCAUGACGGAUGAAUUUAUAAUAUCUGGUGAAGAUGACUUGGAUCAACCAGAAUUCUUGAACAGUAGUUUUAUUUGCCUAAAAUCUGAACACGUGUACAAAAAACCAAGUAAAGCAAGAGUAAAUGUACCUUUAGAUCCUGGCGAUAGGUUAAAGUGGAUUCUUCACGGGCAGGUAACUGUUGUUGAAAAAAUCAAACACAGAGCGAAAGAUGAGACAAUGGAACAAAAUCCCGGUCAAGGAAAUUCAACUAAGAAUCGAUUUAAAAUAAAAUUUAAACUUCAUGACGAAAGCAGCGAUCCAAGUGAUGGUAUGCUGUACGAAGAAAAUCCUUCAACUUGUUCAGUGGAAAUCAUCCCAAAAUCAGAAACAGACGUACGAAUAGAAGCUAUACUUAAGUGUUUAGACCAGUCAACUGAACUUGCUCGGAAAAUCGCGCUGAACAAAGGAAAGUGGAAUCAUUUAGAUUCCCGGUACAGUAAAAUAGCAAAAGAAAUGCGCGUUGAAGUUAACACCUCAAACAUUGUCCUAAACAACGAAUACCAAAGAAACGCCAUCAAAAAAGCUCUGAAAUCAACUUUUACUCUUAUUCAUGGACCUCCAGGUACUGGUAAGACAUAUACAGGUACCAAGCUCGUCUACAUAUUCAAUGAAAUAAACAACAGAAUGCAAACAGAAGGACAUGAUAAGAAGCAAUUGGUGUUUUGUGGACCAAACAAUAAAUCAGUUGACCUUGUUGCCAGAUGGAUGUACCAGAAAUACGGAAACGACUGUCCCGAUAUUGUUCGCAUUUAUGGAAACUCCUUGGAAAACAAGGACUUUCCUACUCUUGGAAAGUAUUUUUCCAAAAGAGCAUCGGCAAGAGAAGCAAAACCAGAUCCACAGCUAAAGGACAUUUCUGUUCACAGAUUGAUACGAUUAGAGAAUAAACCGUUUGCAGAAGAAAUCCGAAAAUUCGACGAAAAGUUUAGAAAGUACAAUGAAGGACAAUACGAACCAACGUUGGAAGACUUGAAAAAAUACAGAAAAAUAACUAGCCAAGCAUCACAGGAGGAAUUGAAACAGCAUAGCGUCAUCUUCUGCACUACUGCUGUUGCUACCAGUCCAAGGUUUAUAAAGGCUCUUACUGGACGCAUCCAGCAGUUAGUUAUAGACGAAGCUGGGAUGUGCACUGAACCAGAGAGCAUCGCAGCUAUAAUUGCUUCAAAAGCUGAACAAGUAGUUUUGAUUGGAGACCAUAAACAACUCCAACCAGUAUUGAAGUCCACUUUUGCAGCAAAGCUUGGUCUUCGAAAAUCCCUUUUUGAACGAUACUGUGAUCGAGCCAUGAUGUUACAGAUUCAAUACCGUAUGCAUCCAGCGAUAUGUGAAUUUCCCUCCAAAGAAUUCUACGAUGGUAAACUGCUGACAAGAUCUUCACCGAAGUGGGACAUCUCUAAUCCUUUGAAGAUAUGGAUUAAUCGAGACAAAAAACCCAUUGUGUUUUGCCACGUCGAAGGAGAAGAGGAAUAUCUUACUGUGUCAGCAGAGGAAGGAAAUGAACAAUCUUGCAGCAAUAAACAGGAGGUCGACAAAGUGGUUAAGAUAUUAAAGCAUCUGGUAAAGCAUGAAAGACUUGACCUGUCGGAUGAAGAGAACCUAAAUAUAAUGUCCCAAUACAAUGCCCAGUGUCACCAGAUCAGACUCGCUGUCUCCAACAUCGCAGAGAAAGUAAAUGUCAACACAGUCGUGGCCAGCCAAGGAGGAGAAUGGAACUAUGUCAUCUUCAGCACAGUUCGAUCUUUGCCACGAUACCGUAUAGAGAAGAGACCUACUCUGGGUUGGUGCGCAAAAAGUCUUGGCUUCAUUUCUGAUGCGCAUCAAAUUAACGUCGCACUGACAAGAGCCAGAAGAGGUCUCAUUAUAAUCGGGAACAAAUAUCUUCUUGCAAGCAAUCCGGUAUGGAAAAGACUUAUCGAACAUUACGCUUCACUUGGCUGUGUUGUAGAUGAAGACGAAGAAUUUCCUAAGAGUCCAUGA